AUGUCCAAUGACGCUUCUACGACUGGAACGGGUUCGACAGGACUCGAGUCUUCCCUUUCAAACAUGAAUGUGCAGAGUACUCCGUCUUCGGCACCUACUGACAGCGGAGCAGCCCCCGCAGCCGCAGGCGCCCCGAGAAAGCGCUACGUUCCUCCGCAUCUUCGCAAUCAGCCAGAGGCCGCCACCAACAGCAUGGGCGCAGGCGGUCGCGAACGUGGCCGUGGCCCAUCCACGUUGCCACCAGCAUUCAACAGCGGUCGUCGUGGCUACGGUGGUGGUGCUGGUGCUCCUGCCACUGGUGGCCGCUGGAGUGGCUUGAGCAGCGGAGGUGGCUUCAGCGAACGUGGCUCGCGUCGUGGCGAUGGAUUCGGUACAUGGAAAGAUGGAAAGCAUGUGCUCGGGCCUGUGAAUGAGCGCUUUGAGCGCGAGAUGUUUGGUCUUCCGGAUGACGGUAUGCACCAAAGCACCGGCAUCAACUUUGACAAAUAUGGCGACAUUCCUGUCGAAGCAACGGGCCGUGAUGUGCCAGAGCCCAUCACCGAAUUCACGAAUCCGCCCGUUGACGAGCACCUGAUCACUAAUAUCAAGCUCGCGCGCUACACGACCCCGACACCUGUGCAGAAGUAUUCGAUUCCCAUCGUCGGUGCCGGUCGUGACUUGAUGGGAUGUGCUCAGACAGGCUCAGGUAAAACGGGUGGUUUCCUCUUCCCAAUUCUCUCUGCUCUAUUCACGCACGGUCCGCCGCCCAUGCCGCCUCAGCCGCCGAUGUACGGCCGCCAAAAGGCUUUCCCCUCGGUGCUCAUUCUUGCGCCGACGCGUGAAUUGGUGUCGCAGAUCCAUGAGGAGGCGCGUAAGUUUACGUACCGAUCGUGGGUGCGCCCAGCCGUCGUGUAUGGUGGCGCUGAAAUGGGUGCGCAGCUGCGCCAGAUUGAGCGCGGCUGUGAUCUGCUGUCUGCUACGCCAGGCCGUCUGGUGGAUAUGAUUGAGCGUGGACGCAUUAGUCUCUCCAAUGUGCGUUUCCUUGUACUCGACGAAGCAGACCGCAUGCUUGACAUGGGUUUCGAGCCCCAGAUUCGCCGCAUUGUGCUCGGUGAAGAUAUGCCUGGCGUAAUGGACCGCCAGACACUCAUGUUCUCGGCCACGUUCCCGCAAAAUAUCCAGAUGCUUGCCAAGGACUUUUUGAAGGAAUAUGUAUUUUUGUCUGUGGGCCGUGUCGGUUCGACGUCAGAGAACAUUACGCAAAAGAUUGAGUUUGUUGAGGACCGUGACAAGCAAUCUGUGCUGCUCGAUGUGUUGGCGGCCAUGCCGACUACCGGUCUGACGCUCAUCUUUGUCGAGACUAAGCGCAUGGCGGACAUGCUCUCUGACUUUUUGCUCUACUCCAACAUUCCUGCCACGUCCAUUCACGGCGAUCGCACGCAACGCGAGCGUGAGUAUGCACUCGAUUUGUUCCGCUCUGGUCGCACGCCUAUUCUGGUGGCCACGGCUGUGGCUGCACGCGGCCUUGAUAUCCCUAACGUGACGCAUGUCGUGAACUAUGAUUUGCCAUCGGACGUGGACGACUACGUUCACCGAAUUGGUCGUACGGGUCGUGCCGGUAACGUCGGUCAUGCCACGGCCUUUUUCAAUCGGAACAACCGCAACAUUGUGCGGGACCUGAUCAAGCUGCUCCAGGAAGCCAACCAGGAAGUGCCUCCAUGGCUCGAGAUGAUUGCGUCUGAGAGCGCCUUUUCCAGCGGCGGUCGUGGUGGCGGAAGCCGCGGUGGCCGCUUUGGAGGUGGCCGCAUGGGCGGUGGCGGCAGUCGCUUUGGCAGCAUGGCCAGCCGUGACCUGCGGUUUAGUGGCGGCAGCAAUGCCUUCGGUCCCCGUGGCGCUGGCUACGGUGGCUACAAUGCUGGUGGCAGCUUUUACAGUGGCCCCCCCGCGCCCGACUACUCUAGCGGUGGCGGUCAGUCUUGGUGGUAA
Malassezia restricta is the source of this 1965-nucleotide messenger RNA. Its product is annotated as ATP-dependent RNA helicase DDX3X. The coding region runs from base 1 to 1965 and encodes 654 amino acids. Gene Ontology annotation, molecular function: RNA binding; RNA helicase activity; ATP binding. The record is from RefSeq and is a predicted model, not a curated record. Gene Ontology annotation, cellular component: nucleus. NCBI's taxonomy places the organism in Eukaryota, Fungi, Basidiomycota, Malasseziomycetes, Malasseziales, Malasseziaceae. The transcript has a single exon.